CUACGCAAAUCACUGCAAGCCUCCUACGCGGUGGACCCUACAAGCCUCGGCGGGGACCAAAGAUGCAGCUGCUGUUGAGGAUCCCUUCGCUUCCAGAAAGGGGCGAGUUGGACUGCGGCAUUUGCUACCGGCCCUACGAUCUGCAGGGCCGGGCGCCACGCCGCUUGCCCGGGACAGCACGGCAGCGUUGCGGUCACACUCUCUGUACCGCUUGCCUACGGGAGCUGGCGGCCCGCGGCGAAGGAAGCUGCGCAGCCGCCCGGGUGGUACGCCUACGCCGGGUAGUCAUUUGCCCCUUCUGUCGCGCGCCCUCACUAGUACCACGAGGCGGCGUCACACAAGUACCUUUGGACCCGGACCUAUGGUCUCUCCUGAAGGAGAAAGAACGAGAAAAGGAAGAUGCUGCGAACUCGGGGGGAGAGUGCGGUGGCGCUUCAGAAAACGUGAGCGAAGAUGAAGAGAAAGAGGCGGGGCCCUGGGGCGCGGCUUGGCGAGCGCUCCUAGGGCUCUGGGACAAAGCGGUGAGCCGACGGCGACGCCCGUUGCCUAGCAACGUGGUUUACUGCUGUCCAGAAAGCAAGACCCUUGCAGCCUACUACUUGCGCUGAGAAUACCUGGACUGUAACCUGAAAAUGGAAACAACCUGGCUCCUUUUUGCUGUUCACCCAUGAGGGUGGACCAGGGCCAUUGUUCCUCCCUGCUGGUUCCAGAGGUUUGUAGGUGAAUGUGAGGAUGGAAAUGAAAACUCAUGAGGUAGUAUAGCUGCCUCCUUAACUCAGGCUCUGGCCUCAAUCCUCCAUUAUUCCAGAAGCUGACUCUCACAACCUAGAACAUAUACUUGUGGAAGGACAGAUUCAUGAUGGUUCCUUUGGCUUGUCUGUUGGAGCAGCUGCCAUGUUAGCAUUUCUGCAAAAUGGUUUGAGAUAUAGAAAUGGCACAGUAGGAAGGACCUAUUUUUAAUUCCAAGUGAAUGAAUUCCUUCCCUCUGGCAUUAAGAGAGUCAAGAAAGUACCUGUUACCUUGUUGCCAUAUUAUCAUUAUUGCUUCUUCCCCCUCCACCACAUCUCAUUGUAUUUUGUAUGGACUUUUAGCACUGAUUUAUGUAUACUUCUUAUUUCUCCUAGAGCUAAGCCUAUCAAGGACAAGAAACCAUUUUAUUUGUAUUCCCAGUUCCUAAUAAACAAUACAUUUGUAAAUUUAAUAGAAUUUCCUUAUUUUUCUUUUACCAUCCUUUAACUAUGCUCUUAACUACUCCUGUUCCUGGUAGCUGCUCAUUCUUCCCUAAUUUGGGGGACAGCUGUCAUCUUGUCAUCAGAAGACAUGGUGAACAGCAAAUGAAUACAGCUCUUUGCCCCAAUUCUCUUGAUGCUACCCUUACUUUUGAAAUGUAUCCUGUGAAAUGGCAGGGCCCCCUACCACUGGCUACCAACUGGUUUUCUGUCGUUUGUCCAUUUUUUCACUCCUUAACUACUCAGUAAAUCCAUUAACCUCUUAACCUAUGCUCAAACUAUACCUGGGGAUUGAUAACCCUGUAGCUGUUCCUCCUCCACAAAUUAUUUAACUAAACAACUUGGUGACUGUUGUGGGCUAUACGAAGAGGUGGAAGAGAAAUAGAAAAGUUUGGCAUCUAUUUAUUUGAACACUCCUACUUUUCCUCCCCCAAAUCCUGGUACCUCUCCCAUACUACAUGGUACAGUAGAAAGGCUUUGGGUUUGAGUUCUACCUCAGACUGUUGUCACUUAUAUGAUCUUGGGAAAAUUAUCCUCCCUGGGCCUCAGUUUCCUUAUUUAAAAAAAAAAAAAAAAGGCAGUUUGAAUAGAUGGCCUUCUUCAAUCUCUUCUAUUCAGCAUUCUACUCUUGACUUCACCCUCCUGAGCCAGCUUGACUAUCCUGAGACCUGGCCAAGUUAUGCUUAGUCACAUUUU
Molecule: messenger RNA, 1925 nt
Organism: Gracilinanus agilis (Agile Gracile Mouse Opossum)
Lineage: Eukaryota; Metazoa; Chordata; Mammalia; Didelphimorphia; Didelphidae
Gene: RNF227
Product: ring finger protein 227
Exons: 2
Coding region: 63-608 (181 amino acids)
Biological process (GO): protein ubiquitination
Molecular function (GO): ubiquitin protein ligase activity
Source: RefSeq, a predicted model, not a curated record